Molecule: messenger RNA, 3166 nt
Organism: Lemur catta (Ring-tailed lemur)
Lineage: Eukaryota; Metazoa; Chordata; Mammalia; Primates; Lemuridae
Gene: MYOZ3
Product: myozenin 3
Exons: 7
Coding region: 160-903 (247 amino acids)
Cellular component (GO): Z disc; actin cytoskeleton
Molecular function (GO): FATZ binding; actin binding; telethonin binding
Source: RefSeq, a predicted model, not a curated record
GAUAAGUCAAGCGAAGAUACUGAGAGACAACUCAUCCAUCCGUCCAUCCAUCCAUUCAAUGAAUGUCUAUUGCAUUCCUCUCAGGCACCGUACUAGGCACUAAGGAUAAAACAGUUAACAAGCUGAAGCCACCCUCGGCUGACCCUCGGCAUUUCCAGGAUGAUCCCCAAGGACCAGAAGGGGCCAGUGAUGGCUGCCAUGGGGGACCUUGCUGGACCAGUGCCCUCACUGGACCUGGGCAAGAAGCUGAGCGUGCCCCAGGACCUGAUGAUAGAGGAGCUGUCACUGCGCAACAACCGAGGGUCCCUCCUCUUCCAGAAGAGGCAGCGCCGUGUGCAAAAGUUCACGUUUGAGUUGGCGGAAAGUCAGCGGGCGAUGCUGGCUGGAAGCGCCAAGGGGAAGGUGACCCGAGCAGCGGCGCCGGAGGCUGGGACGGUUGCCGAUGGCCCCGAGGGCCAGAACUACCGCUCGGAGCUCCACAUCUUGCCGGCCUCGUCCGGGGGUCCCCAGGACGCCCACUUUGCAGCUGCCCCCGCGGAGCGCGCCCGCAGCCCCAGCGCGCUGGCGCCGGGCUACGCUGAGCCCCUGAAAGGCGUCCCGCCGGAGAAGUUCAACCACACCGCCAUCCCCAAGGGCUACCGCUGCCCGUGGCAGGAGUUCAUCAGCUACCGGGACUACCUGAGCAACGGCCCAAGUCACACCCCCAGCCCCGCGGACUACCGAAAUUUCAACAAGACCCCGGUGCCGUUCGGAGGACCGUUUGUGGGGGACACCGUUCCCAGGGCAGGCACCCCCUUCGUCCCAGAGCUCCUCAGUGGCUUGGAACUCCUCCGCCUCAGACCCAGCUUCAACAGAGUGGCCCAGGGCUGGGUCCGCAACCUCCCGGAGUCUGAGGAGCUGUAGGCCCAGCCUGAAUCUUCAGUUCCCCAGUCUCAGGGUUCUGGUAACAUCUGGAUCCAACUUGUGGACAGUACUUCACAGGUUAUGAAGGGCCUUGGCUCUCCAAACCUUGUUGCAAAUGGCCUCAGAGGUCACAAAGUUGAGUAGUGCCCCCAAAGUGAGUGUGCUUUGAAAUUACUUGGGAAAGUUUUUCGUAAUACAGAUUCUGACCUGCCCCAGACUUGCAGUCCCUAUUAAUGGCAGUGCCCCAGGUGAUUCCAGUGUAACUUGCCCGUGGUUUGUGUCUUUAGGAAUCCCGCAGCUUACACUCCCCCAGCGACAGGGUGCUCACUGGCAGCCCAUCUUUACGUGAAUAACUCUGAUGGUUAGAAGGAUAUUCUAUUAUUAGACCUCUAAGAUGCAGUUGGUCUUCAUCUAUUCAUGCUCUAAACAUUUACUAAGCACUGAUUUGUGCUAGACACUGUGCCAGGCCCAGGCCCCGAGGAAGCAAAGAUAGUAGGGAAGACAGAUUUAUAAAGCAGUGAGUCAUCUUAGUCUCCCGAAAGCUUGCUAAUUGACAACUGAGGAGCACAGUGCCAUGGGGCAGAGGAAGGGGUCCCUAACUCUAGGUGUGGGGUAGGGUUCCAGCAACUUCCCAGAGGAUUUGAGCAGGACCUUGGAGGAGGAGUGAGUCCAUUAGGAGAAGAGGGUGCAGUGGGGAGAGCAUUCCUGGAGAGUGGACCGGUACGUGCAAAGGUGUGGGAUUGAGCACGGGCAUGGGGUGCGCUGGAGAAGGGAGAAGGCUGUGUUAGAGGAGUCGGUGAGGGUCAGAGUGAGCAGGUUUUACUAAGGAAAUGGAGGUUUUAGUGAUGCGUCUUGCUGGUUCCUGUGUGGGGCACAGAUUGGAGAAGAGUAAUGCCAGAGGCCGAACAUCUGCAAGGGAUGAGGCCAUGGGGCUGGACAGAGGGGCCACCCACCAGGCACUUACAGGACAGGUGCAAAGGGGGGCCCUUAUUAAGACUUCUUUCCACCCUCCAUUCUGAGCAGGCCCCUUAGUUCCAGUGAUGAUGGUGAUGACGAUGGUGGUGGUGGUGACAGCUGCUUUCUAUUUAGUGCCUCAGUGGCUGGGCUGGUAGUAGGUUCUCUACAUAUCUUAUUUCUAAUUCUCAGUGCCACCUUGAGAGAAAGCGAUUUUACAGACGUGGAUAUCCAGGCUCAAGAGGGAGAAGUGACCUGUCCAGGGGUAGGGUCAAAACGGGACUGUGUCUGACUCCAGCGGCUGUCUCUUCACUGCCCUGGGUGGUCAGGCCACGCCCACUCACUCUGGAGCCGCCUGGUGCCCUGCCUUGGGGUUUAGAAGUCAGGCGCUGGAUGGGAAGGGUUGUGACUCUGCCGCUGCCACAUGGGCUGGAGCGAGUCAUUGCUCGUCUCUGGGCCACCAUUUCUCCAUUUGUGAGAUGAAGGCAAGUCUGGAGUCUCCUUUGUAGGGUUGUUGGGAGCACAAUGCAGGGCGCAUUCACGCUAAGGGCUCAGUCCAUGUUAGGUUUCAUGCAGCUGCUGCUCUGGGCUGGAAAAGAUGUUUUUGCCUCGGGCGGAGCUUGAGAAGCAGGCUGCUGGGGUGUCACUGGGGGCUGGGACAGCUGAAGCCUGCAGGAGAGCCUGUGGCCGCCGUGGGGCUCCCUGUGGGCGUGAAUCGCCUCUUUCCCCCUUGCCUCCCUCUGUCUCCUCCCUGAUUUGCUCUCGGGGAGACCAGGAAGUCCCAGCCGGUCCUGCUCCCCAGGGUGGGUGGCCUAGCGGUUGCCUUUUCCUUUUGUUCUGAAGUUUCACGCCCCUUCUGGGUCCCAAGAGACCAGCAGCCUGACUCUUAGAAUUGCUGCUAUCCAUGUGUUCUCCUGAAUUUGGGGGCUGCCUUUAAAGCCCCUUUGGGCUUUCCAUGAGCUGGAGACCAACAUUAAAGUGUCUGAAGAGGGGAAGAGAGGACCCGGCCUGCCUUGGGUUGUCUGCUGUGCUCUGGGAGGAAACUGCGGCUGCCAGGUGCGGACGGGAGCCUGGAGGGGACACUGCUGCACCCAAAGCGGAUCCUUCUUUCUUUCUUCUUCUGAUGUGACUUUUGCUGAUGUUGUGAAAAAGAAAAAAAAAAUGCUUAUUGUAAAAAUAAAAAGUAACAAACAAGAAAUAAAAUGUGAAAGUACCUGCCCAUAUAACCCCUCCCGUGCACAUACACACACCUCCCGGCCCUCCUGCGUUCUGCCCCAUUCCCACAUUCCAGAGGGGAACCUCUGGUGAC